AUGAUCGAUGAGGCGAAGAUGGGGUCGGUCUACGGCAAGCUCGUGGGUGUGCUGUACGAGUCGUUCAUGACCAAGCCUCUGCCGUCGGUUUCGAGUCUACUCACGCUUAGGUUGUCGCAGGCGAUGACGCGUACCACUAAGACCGACGUCCCGGAGUCGGACGCGGGCGACUGGGCUAAGCUGGAGAAGACCCAGAAGAAGCGCGACAUCAUGGUCAUCCUCAAGCUCAUGAUCUCGAGUGCCAAGCGGGUUCUCGAGGCGAUGGUGCAUCCUGUAUCACAGUUGAUCCCGUAUCUGCUCAAAGAGCCGAUUCAGCUUCGGGAUGGUGCCCCAGUAUUCGCCAUCGACUCCAACGUGCACAUCACGCCGCAGCCGAACCCGUACGAGUCCUGGUGCAUGAUUUUGAAGGACCAGGCGUUGGUGAAGUACGUCAAGUACAGGAUCAGCGACAUGACCCCGAGCGAGACCAUCACUCGAAUGACGACCGACAUGAGAAUGCAGGACCUGGCCGAGAAGAAGAACUAG
Messenger RNA from Penicillium canescens, 525 nucleotides. RefSeq lists its product as uncharacterized. The coding region runs from base 1 to 525 and encodes 174 amino acids. The transcript has a single exon. The record is from RefSeq and is a predicted model, not a curated record. Lineage: Eukaryota; Fungi; Ascomycota; Eurotiomycetes; Eurotiales; Aspergillaceae.